AUGCGUCUGUGGGAGGCUUGGGCUGGCCAAAACCGCUUCUGUUGCGGUGGAUGGCUCAUGUUGCCAGGGACAUUCUUCCCUUGCAUUCUUGCACUCCCCAUAGUGGUUGGGAUUUGCGCGGCUUUCUUCAUCCUUGAGCUUCCAAGAGUGCCCGGCUCGAUCGCCGUUGGGUUGGCCAUAUCAGGCGCCGUACUUCUCGUCGUUUCCAUCCUGUCGUUUCUGUGCACCGCGACAACAGAGCCCGGCAUGAUACCAAGGGCUUCGGGACUUACGGCUCUGACGUUGUCGUCGACGGGUCGACGCAGCGUGGAGAUUCUCUGCAGGGAAUAUGCAGCAUCCUUCUCGGAGCCACCUCCAGGGAGGGAUCCGGAGUUCAGCAGCUACUCGGCAGCGGUCUCUGCAGCUAUGGAGGAGAAGCUGCUUCGGCAUGUGCAAACUUUCCCCACCUUCGAGGAGGAUGAAGAGCCAACGCCAGCUGCAAUUGAAGAGGUGAGCCAGUUCUGGGCCCGCAUUUUCCAGGACAAGCGCUUCAAGCAGUUGAAAUGGUGCUCAACCUGUGAGAUACGGCGGCCUGCUGGUUGCUCUCAUUGCAGCCACUGUGACAACUGUGUCCGCGGCUUUGAUCACCACUGUCACUGGGUGGGCAACUGCAUUGCCACUCGCAGCCACAAGUGCUUCUUGAUUUUUCUCAUUGCAACGACGUUCUUGGCUUCCCUUGUCGUCACAACAUGUCUGGCAGACAUCGCAAUCGCAUUUGUUGAUCAUUGCAAGCAGCAUCCGGAUCUGCUAGGAAGCUUCCAGCACAAGGUCCUGACCGGACUCUUUGCCACAGGCAUCAUGAUUCUCGUGGCGACCCUGCUCUGCAGGCUUGCUCAGCCUUACUACAAGACUUGGUCCCGGAAGAGCCGGCAGCAGCCUUCGCGCGUCCUUCUCCAAGCUCAAGCGAUAGGACUGGCGAGUUUGCUGGGCUUGACAGCAGUCUGGAUUGGCCUUGCGGCCCUGUACGGAGUUCUUCCGCUCGUGCCAGUGAUGCUCCUGGCUGUGACCAUGGCAUUUUCUUAUGGUCUUUGCCAGAUGCUGCUUCAACAAGUUUCCAACUUAGGCCAUGGGCUUACUCUCAAGCAGCGUGUCGUGCUGGAGAACCAUCCAGAGACCAGAGGCAACCGUAGUGAGUUCAAUUUGAAAACGUUCUUUGCCUUCUUCACGAAGUCAUGGGCACCCAGCCUGGUGCCUUUCCACGCGGUUGUGUCCAGCAGGAUCCUGAACCGAGAUGCCAGCGAGGCAUCGCUCGCAAGCCAGGAGGAAGACUUGGAGGUCGGGGCUUUUUGCCCGAACCUGGCCUUGCCCUUUCUUCAAGUUCCCACUGUGAAGUACUAUAAGCCAGUCAAUGAACCGGCAAUCUGCCCAAUCCAUACCACGACAUCUCCGACUGCGAGGGGAUCCUUCGCCUCGAUGCCAGCGUGA
Symbiodinium natans is the source of this 1464-nucleotide messenger RNA. Lineage: Eukaryota; Dinophyceae; Suessiales; Symbiodiniaceae. The record is from the annotation of a GenBank genome assembly.